AUGGCCAGCGGGCCGCACUCCUCUGAGGACCAGGGCCGUCUGCUCGAAGAGGCCCUGGGGAUUGUCCGGCAACAGUCGAUAAUGAUGCGAAGAUGUUUGGAAACCCCUGGGAAGCUUAUGGACGCUUUGAAAUGCGCUUCUACACUGAUCUCAGAGCUCCGUACGCCUAGCUUACCCCCGAAACAGUAUUACGAGUUAUACAUGGCUGUAUUCGAUGCGCUGCGCCAUUUGUCCGAUUACCUUCGAGAAAGUCAUCCUGUCAAUCACCUGGCCGAUCUGUAUGAACUGGUUCAGUAUGCUGGCAAUAUAAUCCCGCGCCUGUACCUUAUGAUCACCGUGGGCACGGUGUAUAUGGCUAUUCCGGAUGCUCCUGUCAAAGAGAUCAUGAAAGAUAUGAUGGAAAUGAGCAGAGGCGUGCAGCACCCGGUGCGCGGCUUGUUCUUGAGAUACUAUCUAUCCGGGCAAGCCAGGGAUCAUUUGCCGACUGGGACUGAAGAAGGGCCCCAAGGAAACCAGCAAGACUCAAUCAAUUUUAUCCUGACGAACUUUGUGGAAAUGAACAAGCUAUGGGUUCGGUUACAGCACCAAGGACACUCACGAGAACGAGAGCAAAGAACUCAGGAGAGAAGGGAGCUUGAGGUUCUGGUCGGAAGUAAUCUGGUUCGCCUCAGUCAGUUGGUUGACUUGGAAACUUAUAAAUCCGUCAUAUUACAACCUCUUCUGGAGCAGGUCGUCCAAUGCAGAGACGUGCUUGCUCAGGAGUAUCUUCUAGAAGUGAUCACGAAAGCUUUCCCUGAUGAAUACCAUUUGCAUACACUCGACGUCCUACUCACCGCUAUCUCAAGACUUAACCCCCACGUUGACAUGAAAAAGAUUGUCAUUGGGCUAAUGGACAGACUAUCGUCGUAUGCGAGUCGAGAUACUGACAAUAAUGCCACCGUUGAAGCUAAGAGAGAAGUAGAGGAAGAGGCUACCCGGAAACUGCUCGAACGAGUGAAAAUAUCCAAAGAAACCAAACCUGCAGAAACAGAAGAGGCCAGACAAAAUGGAACUACUCGGCCGGAAGAGGCUAGUAAGGAAGAAGAUGGCGAGCAGAAAUCCGACAAAGACCAGGAACCUCCGCCCGAAGCCUCAACAGAAGCGUCUAAUGAGGAUGAGAACCACACGCCUAAAACGACUUUACCGGGUGAUACCAAGCUAUAUGAGAUCUUUUACGACCAAGUAGUAAACCUAGUGAUGACCCGUGGUUUACCAGUCCAAGAUACCAUUGCGCUUUUAGUCUCUCUGGCAAAUCUUGCAUUGAAUAUAUAUCCAAGCAGAUUAGAAUAUAUUGACCAGAUUCUCGAAUUUGCGACUCAAAAGACCUUAGAUCAUGCCGAUAGCGCGGACCUACACUCUGCGCCGGCGCAAUCAAGUCUUCUCAAUCUCCUCUUAGCCCCCGUUCAUUCAUACGUUUCGAUUUUCACAGCAUUGUCACUUCCGAAUUAUAUCCCCCUAUACACCGCGCAGUCAUAUCCAACCAGAAGAGCUGUCGCUGGAGACGUUAUCCGCAAUAUUUUGAAAAACAAAAUUUUGAUAUCCACGACACAAAACCUUGACAAUGUCCUUCAGAUACUCAAGGUUUUGAUAAGGGAAGGGAUGCAGCAGCCUCUCGGCUACCCAGGUGUUUCUACACAACGACGUGGAGAAACGGAUGAGACUAUUGAGGAGCAAGGAUGGUUGGCACGAUUAGUCCACUUCAUCCAGGGUUCAAACAACGAGACACAAUUCAAGCUCUUGCAAGCCUUAAGAACGGCUUACUUGGAAGGAAACGAAAGAAUUCGGUACACCACUCCAGCGCUCAUCACGGCUUCACUCAAACUAGCCCGUAACCUAAAAAAGCGGGAGCAUCUUGAGGAUAACUUCCAGGCGCAAUCUGCUGCAGUAUACAGGUUUAUGCACCAAUGCAUAAGCACCCUAUAUCAAAGAGUAAAUUCGGGUUGUGCGGAACUGUCAUUACGCCUCUUUGUUCUUUGCGGUCAAGUUGCCGACCAGGCCGGAUUCGAAGAGUUUAGCUACGAAUUUUUCGCGCAGGCAUUCACAAUAUACGAGGAUUCUAUCAGUGAUUCAAGAGCGCAAUUUCAGGCUGUAUGCAUUCUUGUCAGUGCGCUCUAUGGCACAAGGAACUUCUCAAGGGAGAAUUACGACACUCUCAUCACCAAAGCCGCUUUACACGGAAGUAAACUGUUGAAGAAGCCGGAUCAAUGUCGAGCGGUUUACUUAGCAAGUCACCUUUGGUGGGUGAUGGAUGCGCCACGAGCAGAGGGGGAGGAACCCGCAGUUGUCUACCGCGACGGAAAACGAGUCCUCGAAUGCCUCCAGCGCGCUCUCCGCGUCGCCGACGCCUGUAUGGACACCGCCGUCUCCGUCGAACUCUUCGUCGAGAUCCUCAACCGCUACGUGUACUACUUUGACCAAGGAAACGAAAACGUCACCAUCAAGUAUCUCAACGGGCUCAUCGAGCUCAUCCAGUCCAAUCUCCAGACCAACCAGGUCGACGGAAACGUCAAUUCGAGCCUGGAGAAUCCCAAGCGGCAUUUCCAGCGGACACUGGAGUAUAUUAAAUCGAGGGGGUAUGAGGGUGUCGUCUUAGGCCCGGCUGUGUGA
This is a messenger RNA of Uncinocarpus reesii 1704, 2646 nucleotides long. RefSeq names its product Vps35p protein. The record is from RefSeq and is a predicted model, not a curated record. Gene Ontology annotation, cellular component: late endosome; retromer, cargo-selective complex; retromer complex. Bases 1 to 2646 code for a protein of 881 amino acids. Gene Ontology annotation, biological process: intracellular protein transport; retrograde transport, endosome to Golgi. The transcript is spliced from 7 exons. Lineage: Eukaryota; Fungi; Ascomycota; Eurotiomycetes; Onygenales; Onygenaceae.